AGACUCCUGGAAGCAGCAGCAGAAGUCUUCAGGAAACAUUUCCAUACCUCAGGAACCUGGAGAGUUUAGUGAAGACACACCUGAGGGGGUGGGAUCUGGAGGUUAAAGGUCAGACGGCUGAUUAUCGACACAGAACAUCAGUCUUUCUCUGAGGGACCUGCAGAGGACGUCCAUAUCAUGGGCUGCAACAUGUGUGUGGUCAAGCGGCCGGAGGAGCAGUACCGGAUCAUGUUCCAACAGAAAGGCUGGAGUGACUCCCUGCGGCCGAUGGACAGACACGGAAACGUGAAGGUCCGAGGACGGAGGCCCUCUCAGCUCCCACUGGAGAAAACGCAAAACUCCCAGGAGCCUUUGCACCAACUGGGGUCGGUCCGCAAGAGUCACAGGAGGAAAGGUACGUUAGUGUGCGGCGCUAAGGGGGCCGGCAGCGGCUCCAUCUACUCUGUUGCCAUGGUGCCGAUCCCCGACUGCAUCGACAACGCCACGCAGACGGACAUCAGCUUCCAGAACAUGGCGCCGCUGGGGAGGAGCAGAGAGCACCACCAACACCACCAGGGGCGGGGGGGCAGCUCCUCCAUCCAUCCACCUGCACCUUCCCCCCUCCCUCACCUCGAGGGGCCCGAUGCGAUCGAUUACUACUGUGUGUUUGAGUACAACGACCCCGAUGACUACUUCGACGUCUCCAACCACCAGGUGGACAGACAGGAUGACCUGGAGUACGAGGAGGUGGAGCUGUACAAAUCGAGUCAGCAGGACAAGCUGGGUCUGACAGUGUGCUACAGAACCGACGACGAGGAGGAUCUGGGGAUCUAUGUCGGCGAGGUUAAUCCAAACAGCAUAGCCGCCAAGAAUGGACGCAUCAGAGAGGGCGACCGAAUCCUACAGAUCAACGGAGUGGACAUCCAGAACAGAGAGGAGGCGGUGGCAGUUCUGACCCGAGAGGACAGCAUUAACUUCUCCCUGCUGCUGGCCCGGCCCGACAUAGAGAAUGACGACCCUGCUGGUCCAGAGGAGGACAUGGAGCUGACUCUGGAAGUAGGAAGCUUUCUCACAGACCCUCAAUCCUCCGCCGCUUACCGCCUCUGUCGGGGCAGAGGCCUUGGCUGCCCGGAGGAAGCAGGUGAGGUGGACGGGGACGAGGAUGGAGAGAGAGAAGAAAAGGAGGACGGAGACCCCCCGGUGUCCCUCCCUCCGCCCCUCAGCCUGGCUCCUCUGCUGUCCAACAGCCAGGAGCUGGACAGCGGGGUGGGCCGGACGGACGACAGCACCCGCUACGAGGAGUCGUCAGAACACGACCUGCUGGGUGAUCAGACCAGCGCCUGCAACACCAACACCACCAACACCCCCGGCAGCGCCAGGAAGUUUAGACCGGGACCAAGCCCCAGACCGAGUCCUAGACCAAGCCCCGGCCUGAGCCCUGGCCGAGGAGACACCACCCCUCCUUACCUCCACCUGCGAGACCUUCAGCUCAGCUCAGACUCCCUCCCUGGCCUGGAGUGGGCAGCGGGCCCCCACCACCACCACAAGCUCCACCACCAUCAGCCCCCUCUGAGCAUGAUGAUGCCCGGUCUGACGGAGGAGGAGUGCCAGCGGUACCAGGAGCUGCUGGAGGUCAAGUGCCAGUUUGAGAAACGCAACAAAAAGAGAGAGGCCGAGGGGAAGGACCCGGGGGAGCGAACGGAAGAGGAGGAUUCUUCUUCAUUGGUGGACGUGAGCUUUAACGCCACUCUGAGCGAGCACGAGAUGGCGCUGAUCGAGGAGGAGCUACGCCACCUGGAGUUCAAGUGCCGCAACAUCCUGCGAGCGCAGAAAAUGCAGCAGCUAAGAGAGAGGUGCCUGAAAGCCUGGAUGAUGGAGGAGGAGACGGCCGGGCGACCUCGCCCCCCUGAAGCAGGUUUGGACAACGGCGGCGAGGACAUGGACGACGAUGACCCUCAUCGCCACGAGUUGUCGGCCAUCAACGAGCUCCCGGAGCGACCUGACGACAAAGACAGUACCAGCGCCUACAACACCGGCGGGGAGAGCUGCCGCAGCACGCCACUGGUCAGCACCGAGCAGAUCCCGCCUCUCCAGGAAGAGGAGGACCACGUCGGUGGGCGGAUGAUGUCCCCGCCUCCUCUUCUCCCCCUUGUUCGCCUCCCCCCUCUGAACUCCCCCCUCACCCCGCGGCGUCGCGGGCGGGACAGAGAGAGGCGGCACUCCAACCUCAGUGGGUCCUUCUCACCUGGCACUUACAGGAAGUGCGAGACAGCCAAUGGAAACUUGCCACAAGGCUCAAGCUCCACCCCCUGCACUCCCUCCAAAUUCAGGUCUCUGACCAGAGAGGCGGGAUCAUCCAGAGGAGGUGUGGCUGAUGGGGGGCGGGGCUCCAGAGCAGGUGGCGCCGCCGACAGGCCCGGAGGGGGAAGUGCAGAGUCCAGUCCGUAUUUCAGCAGAAGACGCCAGAGUCACAACAAACCGUUGGACCGCUACCAGAGCUGCAUGACGCUGCCCUCUGAAGGCCUGGUGGACCCGCUGGACCGAGUCCGGGACAGAGCGAGAGCCGAGGGCGAGGAGAGGGGGAGGGGAAUGGACAGCAGCUGCCCUGCCAGCCCCAGGAGCGUGAACAGCGCCCCCUGUGGUCUGGAGAGCCACCAGGCAGGCGCCUCGCGGUUAGGACUGGCUCUACCGCUCGGGCUGACGCACUCAUCGCCGACGGCCUCACCGCAGCGUAUGGAGUGGAAGGUGAAGGUCCGGAGCGACGGCACUCGCUACGUGGCCAAGCGGCCGGUCAGGGAUCGGCUCCUAAAGGCCAGAGCCAUGAAGAUCAGAGAGGAACGCAGCGGCAUGACGACCGACGACGACGCGGCCAGUGAGAUGAAGCAGGGCCGAUACUGGAGCAAGGAGGAGAGGAAGCAGCAGCUGCUGAGAGCCAGAGAAUACCGACGAAGAAGAGAGUUCAUGAUGCAAAGCCGCCUGGACUACCUCAAAGGAGACAGGGACACUUCCUCACCAGCAAUAGGUGCAGAAGACCCCCGUUCAGGAACACUUCCCCCACGACAGGAAAACCACAUCCUGCUUCUGAGCCAGAAGAAGACCUCGAAGAAGAGGAACCGUCGCAUCCUCGACAACUGGAUCACCAUCCAGGAGCUACUGGCCCACGGAUCCAGGUCGCCGGAUGGGAAGAAGAUCUACAACCCUCUGCUCUCUGUGACCACGGUGUGACCUGAGGUCACCGAGGAGGAGGAGCAAACCAAGAGAUGACCGGACAAAGGACAUCAGAAACAUUACUGAUCUGGACAGACUGGACAGUGGGACACUUUUACGUGACGAAGGUAGGAGGGAGAAAGUGGAAGAUAGAAGGAAAGGAAACAGGAGAGAUCGCAGCGUAAGGGAAGAUGUUCGGCGGGGAACGCUUUAAUGUCACAGUAGACUCUGGAAGUCCUGAAGAUGUGGGGUCAAAUGUUUCAGAUAUUGGGUGUGGAGUGGUCCUUUGUUCCAUCCAGCUGUGGACCGCGUCAAUCAGAACUUCUCCAACCAGGAGCCAGGUGAUGCAGUUCAGCCUCACUGGAACCCCGCAGGUUUUCAGAGCCUUCAGUCUCACCGUGGACACAGAGACACACAGCAGGAACACAGCGAUUUGAGGGAUGACAAGCUUUGAGAGGAGAACUGCCAUGUAGAAAGGAACAUUCCAGAGAAUCCAAAUCAAAGUGUCUUUCUCCUCAAAGGCCACUGAAUGUACAUACAUCUAACCCCUCUGCAGAAGUAUUAUUGAUACACCUGGUGGGAGAUGUUACCGUGGACUACGGCUACACAAUGUUUUGUUUGUUUGUCUCCAGCAGCGACUUUCUGCACACGAAACAAAAGGAAUCCAGUGUUUUCCGUUGAAUGCAGUCUACCCACGUUUCAUUAAUGUCACUUGGUGUGUGGGCAGCACAGGACUUCAGCAACAAAAGCUCGUUAAAAUCUUCAUUUGAUUCAAGAUUUUGCUGCAAAAUCAAAUAGUUUACAGGAUAUUCAACCUUUGUUUCUGUAUAAUACUUUAUUUUCAAAGCUUGUGCAAAAACAAUGAAGUAUAAAUAGGAUAUAUGAGUUUACAGAUAAUUGCAUCUUCCUCCUCCUCCUCCUCCUCCAGUCUGUGUGACUUUCACUGCUUUUGUCUGUGGGCCCUCUGGCAUUGUGCUGAUAACACGCUACUGUGGCUCGCAGGAAUAUCAACAAUCCACACGUUGUGACUGCACCACUCAUAUCUUUACUAGCCAUGUGUUUCUGAUUAAAAAGAGUAAUACAGAGAGCAUGAAGGUCACCAUAGACGAGUGCAGCAGAUUUAUUUAUAUAAAAUAAAAUGAAUAUUACAAUACUGUGCAGCUUUGCUAUUGACAAAGUGUUCAGCACUCAACACAUGUGCAUUUAAGGAAAAUAUCUCCACUUUUAUAUCUGAGAUCUCAUUGAUCUGUGACUUAAUUUACAGGUGCGUUAUUUGUAAAUCACUUUCCCAAAAUGCCUUGUGAGACUCCUUGUGGGGAUAAAGGUACAUUACUAGUAUCUGCUCAUGUGGGAAGAGAACAUGAUGUAGUCAAAUGCGAUAUAUAUAUAUAUAUAUAGUCAAAUGGUGUAUAUGUGUAGGUCAAACUGUUCAUAUGAAGUUACUAAACGUGUUGCUCAUGGAGUAUUGGGCAGCAGGGGGGCUCACGGGGUGGGGCUUCGGAGCUUGGUUGUGUCCAUCAUUUUGUGUAAAAUAAUAUAUCAAUACUGAGUAACAAAACAUGCAUGGUUUAAGUAUUGAACAUUUUGGAUUAUUGGAAAGCAUUCUUGAAUCUAACGUGGUGUAGUGUACAAAACGAUGUGAAGACAGAAAACAUG
This is a messenger RNA of Pungitius pungitius (ninespine stickleback), 4842 nucleotides long. Its product is annotated as PDZ domain-containing protein 4-like. The coding region runs from base 178 to 3204 and encodes 1008 amino acids. Gene Ontology annotation, molecular function: protein binding. The record is from RefSeq and is a predicted model, not a curated record. NCBI's taxonomy places the organism in Eukaryota, Metazoa, Chordata, Actinopteri, Perciformes, Gasterosteidae. The transcript is spliced from 17 exons.